AUGGCCGACUCUGCCAACGCCCCAAAGCCCAGCAGCAGCGUCAAGCUGGUGCUUCUCGGUGAAGCCGCCGUCGGAAAGUCGUCUCUCGUUUUGCGCUUCGUUAACAACGACUUCCAAGAAAACAAGGAGCCCACUAUUGGUGUUGCGUCAACAGCCGCUUUCUUGACCCAAAAAUGCAAUCUUCCCACAAGGACAAUCAAGUUUGAGAUUUGGGAUACCGCCGGCCAGGAGCGCUUCGCCUCGCUGGCUCCAAUGUACUAUCGAAAUGCUCAGGCCGCUCUCGUCGUUUAUGACCUCACCAAACCCACAUCUCUGAUCAAAGCCAAGCACUGGGUCGCAGAGUUGCAGCGACAAGCAUCUCCCGGCAUCGUUAUCGCACUGGUUGGCAACAAGUUGGAUCUGACGGGUGACUCGGGCGCUGCUGCUGAUGGUGAAGAUGGCGAGGAAGGUGACGACUCUGGCGACGCACGCAAGGUUCCAACAGAAGAGGCUCAGGCAUACGCGGAAGAGGAGGGUUUACUAUUCUUUGAGACCAGUGCCAAGAGCGGGCAUAACGUUACCGAGGUUUUUACAGCCAUCGCAAACGCCAUACCCGAGACUUCAUUGAAGAGUGCUAGAGGAGCUGGCGCAUCGAAUGCUGCCAGCCGGGCAGGCGAGGAGCAAAGAGUAAAUCUCGGUGGUCCCAAGGAUGUUGGUGCUAAGGAUAGCUGCGCUUGCUAG
Messenger RNA from Fusarium tjaetaba, 720 nucleotides. RefSeq names its product VPS21-GTP-binding protein. Bases 1 to 720 code for a protein of 239 amino acids. Gene Ontology annotation, molecular function: GTPase activity; GTP binding. The record is from RefSeq and is a predicted model, not a curated record. Lineage: Eukaryota; Fungi; Ascomycota; Sordariomycetes; Hypocreales; Nectriaceae. The transcript has 3 exons.